AAGAAGAGAGUCAUCAUUUCAUGAUCAAAAACAGCUCGAUCUUCACUCUUACUGUAAUCCAGUGCGGUUUCAGACAAGGGAUCGGACUCAAAAAGAGAGCUACUUUACGACGCUGGGGGCAGCAACUUUUGGAUUCUUGUUCAAAGUACAUACCUUUAUGUGAAAUUCUCAUGCUACUUCGAUUUUCGCUUGACUUCAGCUCAUGGGCAUUUCUUGAACAUCCGAAUUAGCUUCUGGGAAAAGUAGCACCUUUAAGGUGUUGUUGAGAUUGACAUGCUGAAUGUUGCUACCAUUUGGCGGAUUAGAGAUGAAUUCCACAAUGGAUGAUAUGAACUUGAUUCAAGCACAGAGGCAUCUAGUCAGGGAUCUCGGUGAAGAGAUUGAUUUGGAAAUUGGACCGGGUGAUGAUGAUCCUUCUUUUGCCCACACACCUCUUAUUGGUGGCCCAACACAUGAACCUUCUGCUGAAGAGAACGAUGACACAAAGCAGAUGGGAAUAGUUUCUCAACUUCCAAAUGAUGAUCAAGAUAUAUCUAAGUUGCAACCUGUAAAGAGGAAGAAGAAAGUUGUAAAAAGAUGGAGAGAGGAAUGGGCUGACACUUUUAAGUGGGCAUAUGUUGAUGUCAAGGAUGGAACUGCAAGGAUAUUCUGCUCUGUUUGUAAAGAAUAUGGUAGAAAGCAUAGAAGAAAUCCUUAUGGUAAUGAAGGUAGUAGAAAUAUGCAGAUGAGUGCAUUGGACGAGCACAACAAUAGUUUGCUUCACAAAGAAGCUUUGCGUCUCCAAAUGGCCUCAAAGGAUAAGAUUGUUGUUGAUAAACCCAUUUAUGUGAAAGCUCUUAUGUCAAAAACAGCUGGAUCAAUCAUUGAAGCUGCACUAAAAAGGGAUCCUCAUGAGGUUGAGUUCAUUCAAUCUGUACAAGAGGUUGUUCAUGCUCUAGAGAGGGUGAUUGCGAAAAAUUCACACUAUGCUAAUAUCAUGGAGCGCCUCUUGGAACCUGAGCGUAUGAUUGUUUUUCGAGUUUCAUGGGUGGAUGACAGGGGUGAGACACAUGUCAACCGAGGCUUCAGGGUACAAUUUAAUCAGGCACUUGGUCCAUGUAGGGGCGGUAUCCGUUUUCAUCCAACCAUGAAUUUAAGUAUUGCCAAAUUUCUUGGUUUUGAACAGACACUAAAGAAUGCAUUAUCACCAUACAAGUUAGGAGGGGCAGCAGGUGGAAGUGAUUUUGAUCCAAAAGGAAAAAGUGAUAAUGAGAUCAUGCGCUUUUGCCAAAGUUUUAUGAAUGAGAUCUAUCGGUAUUUGGGUCCCGACAAGGAUCUUCCAUCAGAGGAGAUGGGUGUGGGCAUUCGGGAAAUGGGUUAUCUCUUUGGACAGUAUAGACGUCUAGCUGGUCUCUUUCAGGGAAGUUUUACAGGGCCAAGAAUAUUUUGGUCUGGUUCUAGCCUGCGAACUGAAGCGACUGCUUAUGGGCUGGUUUUCUUUGCCCAGCUUAUUCUUGCAGAGAUGAAUAAAGAGCUCAAAGGUCUGAGAUGUGUUGUAAGUGGUUCUGGAAAGAUUGCAAUGCAUGUUCUAGAGAAGCUUGUUGCUUUUGGUGGUAUUCCUAUCACAGUAUCAGAUUCUAAAGGAUAUUUGGUUGAUGAAGAUGGAUUUGAUUACAUGAAAAUAUCAUUUUUGAGAGAACUCAAAGCCCAACAAAGAAGUUUGAGAGAUUAUUCAAAGACUUAUGCUCGGUCCAAAUACUAUGAUGAAGCAAAACCUUGGAAUGAAAGGUGUGAAGUUGCAUUUCCUUGUGGUUCCCAAAAUGAAAUUGACCAGGCUGAUGCCACUAAUUUGGUUAAUUCAGGUUGUCGUAUACUCAUAGAAGGCUCAAACAUGCCAUGUACUCCAGAAGCAGUCGAUACUUUCAGGAAGAAUAGUGUUCUCAUUGCUCCUGCCAUGGCUGCAGGUGCUGGAGGGGUUGUUGCAGGAGAAAUUGAACUGAACCAUGAGUGUAAUGUAAUGCAUUGGUCACCGGAGGAUUUUGAAUCUAAAUUGCAGGAAGCAAUGAAACAAACAUACCAGCGAGUUCUCAAGGCAGCCGAUGAUUUUGGUUAUCAGAAAGAUAAUCCUGAGGCUUUAGUACAUGGAGCAGUCAUCUCUGCUUUUCUGGCUAUUGCUCAAGCCAUGACAGAUCAAGGAUGUGUAUAGAAGAAAAGAAUUGUGUUGAACUAUUUGCUUGCUACUUGCUAGCAAAAAACCUAUUCAUGGUUACAGUAUGGCUGAUGUAGGAGAUGUGUCGCUCAGUGGCAGCUGGAGAACUCCUUAAGCUUAUCAUACAGAAUGCAGGAUUUAAAUGAUCAAAGUUAGUGUCAACAAGUAUUGAAGUAAAAACACCUCCUUGUAACAUACGUAUAAUGCAUGUAAUAAUUAACAGAUCAGAAGGAUGGCUUGUUAUAAAAUUGAUUGAAAUAUUUAUGGCUUUAAGAAGAGCAAUUUGUCUGUAGACGCAACAGGGUUGGGGUAGCAGAAACAUUUACUCCUGGUUCGGUAUUUGACUCAAAUCGCUGCUGAUGCUUUGCUAAUAACAAUGACAAUAAAUUGAUAUCAGUUAG
Molecule: messenger RNA, 2589 nt
Organism: Rubroshorea leprosula
Lineage: Eukaryota; Viridiplantae; Streptophyta; Magnoliopsida; Malvales; Dipterocarpaceae
Source: the annotation of a GenBank genome assembly